Molecule: messenger RNA, 1578 nt
Organism: Owenia fusiformis
Lineage: Eukaryota; Metazoa; Annelida; Polychaeta; Sabellida; Oweniidae
Source: the annotation of a GenBank genome assembly
ACGCUUUAAUGGAUCAAACGGCGAUACUAUCGAUACAAUUGCAAGCUUGGAUUCUGAAGGAGAGUAUACAUGCGUAGCAUCUAAUCACAUUGCUACGGUCAGAGCAAAGGUUUAUAUUCGUUUAGUCGAGUCACCUACUAUUGCCGAACAUCCUAAAUAUACGAUGACUACAGUUGGGAAUCCUAGUGGUGCAGAAUUUCAUUGUGUUGCUAAUGGUAUACCAAAACCAACUAUCACAUGGAGACGGGUACUUGGUAGUGGAAAGAGUGAAAAACUGAAUUUGACUGGUGAACAAUUAGUGAUAUCGUCUCCUAAACUGUCUGACGCGGGCAAGUAUUUAUGCGUAGCAAAGAACAGUCGCGGUACUGUGUGGUCUAACCAAGCAAGACUACGAGUAAUGGCAGCUAGAAUAGCAUUUCCUGGUGCUUUUCUGAAACUCGGCUAUAUCAAAGUGAAUGAAGGCUUUAACAGCACUCACACGGAGUACAAGCGACCCUUGGUGUACCAUAAAAGAAAAAGGCCAUACAUAAAAUGGGCAAUUAGGAAGAUUUUGCGAGAGACAGAAGAACCUUCCUUGGUAGUCCUACAUAGUCUUACCUGCAAUGCUAAUACUGAUGGUGGAACUAUCAACCUACAACUGCGUAUCGGUGAAUACAAAAGUAUUGAUGGAAAAGAUUACUAUGACAUGCAAGCUGUAUUCAAAACAUGGUCGAAUUUGUUAGACGGAAUAUUGAAAAGAUUUGAGGAAUUAUCCGACAAUGAGCAGAUUUUGACUAAACGGACUGAUGUUGAAAUAUAUUAUGCCUUGGAUCGCUCGCAAUUCGCUGCAACACGAAAGACAAAGUGUCCCUAUGGACACGAACUGUACCCGGAUGACAUAUGGAAUAUGAUAUGUGUUCCAUGUCACAGAGAUACGUCGUUCACAUUGGUUGGUCAGCGUAAGUGGCGCUGCAUUCGAACAUUGAGGAGAAUGAAAGCGAGAAAUAAGGUGAACAGCAAGUCAUAUGCUGAAGGCGAUGACUUCGACAUGGCAGAGUCUAUAUUCGACACUCUCUGAAGAGGACUCGUGAAAAAGAACGAUUGGGACGUUUUAUUGUUAACCUAUGUUCGGCAUCAUAUUGAAACCAAUUUAUAUUAAUAACUUCAAGUUAAGAUGCCUCAAAAUGCUUUUAUUCCAGAAAAUGUCCUGUAUAUGUACACGUUUUUUAUUCCUCAUAAAAACGUCGGUACACUAGAAAUAUAAUAUACUCGUACAAAACCCUACUCGGGAAGAUAUUUCUAUCCAAGAAUGGCUUUAAAAUAGUGAUUGCGGAGCCUUUGUAAGAUAAUGAAAAGUUGCUUAAUAUCAAAGAAAAUGAAAAAAUGGUGACGGUGAUGAUGUGAACUCUGACUGUAAUCUAACGGAGAUACUGAAGGAGCCUAGGAACCAUUUGCAAGACGUUUACUAUUAAUACCAUUUAAUGAAUAUAUAUUUCAUGAUGAUCAAUGUUGCAUAAUAUAUGAUCGAUGCUAUUAACAUAAGAAUGCAUUCUUUAUCAUUAUCCAGGAUAUUUUCGAAUAAAUAUUGCAAAGCAAAAC